CUUACUAGAAUUAGUGUCACGUGGUAAUUAUGUUUAUCAUUUUUGUAAAAAUUUAUUUGUUACCUUAAUUGACGUUUUUUAUCAUAAGUAUGUGUAUUUGUUUAUAAUUAUUAUUGAUUAGUAAUGAAGCUGAUCUUAGUAUUAAUAGACGGAGGCAGCUGUCAGUUCGUAAUAAUCGGUAGUGACCACAAAACAAUAGUUUCUUAACCUAGAAAAUUUUAAAAUGGGUAACGAGUUUAGAGAUUUGGCCGACGAUUUAGAAAAUUGGAUGUCGCGGUUACCGCAAGAUGUGCGACAAAUACCUAUUGCUAAUAUUUCUAUACCAGGUUCGCAUGACAGCUUUACAGCCAACAUUACAAAAGACUCUGAUAUAUCCCCUGAUGCCGAAGAGAUAGUUAGAGACCUAUCAAUUUUGGGCCCCUUAUUUAAAGAGGUCAUAGCAAGGUGGUCACGAACUCAAAGUUUUUUAGCGACUGAUCAACUUAUUAGAGGUAUUAGGUACUUUGAUAUUAGGACUUCUACAAAAGAAGGAACUGAUGAACUUUAUAUAGUACAUAGUUUGUAUUCCGUACCGCUACAGGAUUGUCUAAAUGACAUAAAUACUUUCUUAUCUACUCAUCCUCAGGAAGUAGUAAUAUUGGAUUUUCAACAUUUCUUUGGUUUUGAUGAUAGCAUCCAUAAAAGACUGGCACAAGAUAUUAAAAAUACUUUUGGAGCAAAAUUAAUACCAUAUACAAAUAAAAUGGAUACAAUUACAUUAGAAUCUAUGGCUAAUAAUCAAUAUCAGAUAUUUGUUAUAUACCGUAUACAGGGAACAUCUUUCUGGCCUACAGAAACAUUUCCAAAUCCUUGGCCGGAUACUGUUUCAAAGCAAGACUUGAUUAAUUCUUUGGAUACUAACCUUGCAAAAAGAAAUCCUGAUAUUCCGUUUAUUUCCCAAUGUGUUCUUACACCAGAUGCUGGAUUUAUUAUUGCCAACUUUUUAAGUUCAUUGGAAGAAAAAUGUGCCAAAGAAUUAGAGUCGGAUAGAAUAAAAUGGAUUGAAGCUCAGAAGGCUGGGAAAGGUGGACUUAAUAUUAUUAUAGCUGACUUUAUAGAAUUGUCUGAUUGUAAAUAUGUUAAAGAUGUUAUUAACGCUAAUCAAGCUCUAGUAAAUACAAACUAAAUAUAUUUCUAUGUUUAGAAAAACUGUGACAUAGAGAACAGAUAUUAUAGGCUAAUAUAAAUGUUAAAAAGACAAUAAAAGACAAGAACAAUGUCAAGUAUUAAAAGACUAAACUUUAUUA
Molecule: messenger RNA, 1286 nt
Organism: Diabrotica balteata
Lineage: Eukaryota; Metazoa; Arthropoda; Insecta; Coleoptera; Chrysomelidae
Source: the annotation of a GenBank genome assembly